CACUGUUCUUGAGCUCAUCUGAAGGCCACAUGAAGUUUGGAGGUCUGUAGCGAUGGACUCUGCAGAAAGUUGGCGAUCUCUUUGCACUAUGCGCCUCAGCAUCCGCUGACCCCGCUCCGUCAGUUUACGUGGCCUACCACUUCGUGGCUGAGUUGCUGUCGUUCCCAAACACUUCCACGUUCUUAUAAUACAGCUGACAGUUGACUGUGGAAUAUUUACGAGCGAGGAAAUUUCACGACUGGAUUUGUUGCACAGGUGGCAUCCUAUCACAGUUCCACGCUGGAAUUCACUGAGCUCCUGAGAGCGACCCAUUCUUUCACAAAUGUUUGUAAAAACAGUCUGCAUGCCUAGGUGCUUGAUUUUAUACACCUGUGGCCAUGGAAGUGAUUGGAACACCUGAUUCUGAUUAUUUGGAUGGGUGAGCGAAUACUUUUUGCAAUAUAGUGUAUGUGUGUGUGUGUGUGUGUGUAUACAUACACUGAUCAGGCAUAACAUAACAUUGUGAGCAGUAUGAGGUGAAGUGAAUAAGACUGAUGAUCUCCUCAUCAUGCCACCUGUUAGUGGGUGGGAUAUAUUAGGUAGUAAGAACAGAACACUGAAGUCCUCAAAGCUGAUGUUAGAAGCAGGAAAAAUGGACAAGUGUGAGGAUUUGAGCGAGUUUGACGAAGGGCCAAAUUGUAAUGGCUAGAUCACUGGAUCAGAGCAUCUCUGAAACUGUUCCCGGUCUGCAGUGGUCAGUAUCUAUCAAAAGUGGUCCAAGGAAGGAACAGUGGUGAACCGGUAACAGGGUCAUGGACAGUCAAGGCUCAUUGGGGAGUGGGGAGCGAAGGCUGGCCCGUGUGAUCCGAUCCAACAGACGAGCUACUGUUGCUCAAAUUGCUGAAGAAGUUAAUGCUGGUUCUGAGAAAGGCAUCAGAAUACACAGUGCAGGAUGGGUCAGGGCUGUUUUAGCAGCAAAAGGCGGACCAACACAAUAUUAAGCAGGUGGUCAUAAUAUUAUGCUUGAUUGGUGUACAUAAACAUUUCUAUACUUUUCUAUCCCUUCGUACUCACGACUACUGGUCCAGCUGUGUGCAUAUUAUUCUGAGCAUGUCCUUGAUCUCCCUUAGGUUAGUGGGGUUUGUUCUUUCUGGGCUGUAACAUGAUCUGUUUGCUCCUGUUGCUCAGGCUGGUCAGAGUGUGGAUCAGGCUGCUGCUUUGUUGUUCUGUCGCUCCUUACUGAAGCUGUUCGGGGUCUCCUGAAUUUUUGCACCUGAACAUGGAAUAGGGCCUUUGGGUGCAGUGUAUUGGGGUCCUGGGUGUUGCAGUACAGGCUGAUGGUGGUAGGGUGCAAAGUGUGGAGGUCCAUGUUGCGUGUGGUGGGGCCCAGAAUAUAGGUGUAGGGAGAAGACAUGUGGGUGGCGAGGCCAUGUUGAGGGAUGGUGGUUGCUCUGGUACUAUUUGGGAGGCGGACAUGGAGCCGGCCCAGGGCAACAUCUUGACGGAGAUGGAGGUGUUUGGCAUUCCAGCACAUCCACAUGAUGUGUCUGUGUUCACUCUCUGUAUGGUGUUAGGGUGAAAGUGUGAUCUGGAUAGGAUCAUGGAGAUAAUGAUUUGAUUUUGGGAAAGUUUGUGUUGCUUUAAUGGCCAUUUGUCUCACUGAUUCUGCCAUUCACUCUUGCUGUGCUCUCAGGUCCUUUGUCCCCACAUGGACGAUGUGGCUAGGUUCACCCAGUUUUUCCUUGCACAGUUGUUGUAGGGCACUGUCUGUUUUGGGGCACCAGAUUUUUAAUGUUUUGUGGCUAUUUUUCAUUAAUGAACCUGCCAUUUGAAUCAAUCAAGAUAACUUCUGCAUUCUGGGGCAUAUUUUCUUGCUCUUGAGGGUUCUCUGGGGUCUCUCUGUUUUCUGUGGAGCUGUUGUUGGAGCGUUGGACUUGGCUGUAGAGUGUAGGUUGUUGGUGUCUGGAUGGUGAUGGGCUGGACUGCAGCUCUCAGUUGUGUAUGGGUCUCUGUCCAGCUCUCUGUCUCUCUGUUCAUCUCUCUCUCUGUCUGUUCGUCUCUCUCUCUGUCCAGCUCGCUCUCUCUUUCCCUCAUUCUCUGUUCGUCUCUCGCUCUCUCUCUGAGUGGAGUUAACCUGAAACUGGGACACUUGUGUACUCUAUAAAUACAGAACAGAUCUGUCUUCUGUCUGAAAGAGUGAGAGAACAGGAAGCACAGGAAGGAGUCUGUCCCUGAAAUCUCACCAUGACUUUGACUUCAGUCUGAACUCAGAACUCUUGACACACUAAUGAGAUAACGAGACACACAGCCAUUUUCUUAACGAAUUUUCAUUAUACAGAAACUCUGUCGAGUGGAGACUCUGUACUGGAGACUGAAACAGACUCUUCUCCACUAUCAGUGUGCAUUUGUUGAGACAAUCCAUCAGGAAAUAAAACAGAUCGUCAUUAUCAGCUAGAACGUUUUAUCAGCUAGUUUUAUGUUAAUUAGUAGUGCGCUGUGUUGGUGGUGUUUCAUUUUGACCUUUAGGGCUAAAUGGGCCACUAAACUACAGGAAGUUCUCGCUGUAAUCUUGAGGAUGAGGUGAAACAGUUGAUCAUAGUUUUAGAUUAGAUUAGAUUCAACUUUAUUGCCACUGCACAUGUGGGUACGAGGCACCUGGCAUAGUGAUGCCAGGUGACCACUGGUGCUGUGUGAGGACUGUCACCUGGUUUAACCUGCAAGUGGAAGCUUUUUGUUCAAGACGUUUCGAGUCGUAGAAAAUGAAAGCCGUCACUGACUGGUGUGAGAUCUGGAUGGUGAUAUGGGACAUGAGGAGUGGGUUUUCCAGGCUGACAGAGGAACUGAAAUCCAGAUCAAUAACAAAACCUGCUACCCCACUGAUCUCCUCCACACCAGCCGAGGGAUUGAUCCUUUAUUUUAUUUUCAAAUAAAGUACGUCAUCUUGAACAUGCUGGACUCUGCAACACCUCAAGACAUCAGCUGGAAAGUUAAAGUGGUUCUUCAGGCAGGACAGUGGUCCUAAACCAACAUGGAGUUGUAACGCAGUGGAUUAAAGACAAGAAAGUGUGUGUAUCGAACUGGACAUGGUGAAGUCGUGAGCUGAAUCCUGAUGAACACGAAAAAGUGUGUUUGAGCGCGGAGGGCCACAAACCUGAAGGACCUACACCAGUUCUGUCCAGAGAAAAAGGUGAACAACUCCAGCAAAGUGCCAAGAGAAGCUUCAGGAAGCCUUCAUCAAGAGGUUUAUACAAGCAUUUAGAAUCCUGCCAAGGAGAACGUCAACUUUUAACCUGCUGAGAAUCUGAUCCAGUAAAUAAAGCUGUAAUAAAUCAGACUGAGAUCUGAUCUCUAACAUAAACACAGCAGGUACUCUGUCGAACGUGACGCAGGAAGUGAACAGUGAGGUGAAAUGUGUGAAUGAGUUUAUCGGAGAAACUUUUGGCCUGAAUCUGAACACCAGUAAGGAUCACACGCUGCUGUUAAAUAUCAACAUACAGGUGGUUCAGGGUGGAGUUUACCUUUAAUAACUAUUACAGGUGCAGUGUGUGAUCUGAGUCAGAGUCACUGACCUGGCUGAUGUAACUGCUGACUUUACACCUGACUCUGACUUUACACUGUUUGCUUCAUUAAUCAUACUGUUAAACAUUCACGAUCUCUUUGGUCUUUUUAGCAUGUUUGUUUGUGGUUCGUUAUUAACUUACUGUGUGUGUGUGUGUGUGUGUGCGCUUUGUAGGUGGGGAGCGGAGCUGUGGAGUACAUGAACUCAUCUGCAUCAGAAAAGGCACUGAAGUGCUCCUGCAGUGUUAUGUGGGUAAAGUCAGUCUGAGUGUACUGACACGUCAGUGCUUGUUUCUAUGACAACGUGAUCACAUAACAGCAUCCGGACCGAGGCGCCUGUCACACCAGAGCUGUGUGUGUGUGUGAGAUUCACAGUGUCUCCUGAAGCUCUGGGUUUCCUCUCUGCCGUCGCCGUGUUUGUUUUUCUGAUGAUUCUUGUGUUUUUGUUCCUCAAUAAUAAACUGUCCAUAGAGAACGUCGCUCCUCAGCCUCUGGAUCACUACAGUAAGGCCAAAGAGCUGCCAGAUAAGGGCUAUGGAGAGGGAGAUUUUCAGGCCUGGUCAUCAGACAGUGAUGACGAGGUGAUGGGUCAGUAUCAGGAGGCCAUGACGCGCUCACGGGGUCUCCGAGGCCGCUGCACAGGGGCUGCAGCCCCUCAUCAUAAAGGCUUCGGCUGGGAGGCGCAGCACAAAUACUGCCCCCUAUCGGCUGAGUACGAUGGAUACAGCAGUGAGGCUUCUGCUGAGGACGUGAACUGUAUUCAGAGGAUGAGGUUGACUCCGCCUCUUGACGAGCUCCAGCCGCCGCCCUAUCAGGACGAAGACGGCUCAACCUCUGACCUCGCCGACACGAAGAGCGAAGCGCACGACCCCGAGAGCUUCAGCAACACCAAGGGCCUGGAGGAGGACGUCCCGAGUGACAGCACAGCUGUGCUCAGCCCUGAGGAUCUGUCCGUCCGUGGUUCCUCCUCUCCCCUCCUGAAGCUUUACUCUCCUGACUCGCCCUUCUCUCCGUUCGGGACGCUACACACCCUCUUUGACUAUGAUAUGCACCAGCGCUGCCUCUCAGUCACCGUAACCGCGGUAACCGACCUCCCGUCGCCGCGGCGAUCACCAGGCAUCACCUGGCAGCUCCACCUGGUGCUUCUUCCUGCCAAAAAGCAGCGUGCCAAGACAGCGGUGGCCAGGGGGCGGUGCCUCAGCGAGACCUUCCGCUUCAGCCACAUUCAGUCGGAGAGCAUCGGGAACUACGGCAUGCGGUUUCGUCUCUACAGCAUCAGCAAGAUCAAGAAGGAGAAGAAGAUGCUUGGAGAGAAAGUGUUCUACCUCACCAAACUCAACCUGCAGGGCAAAAUGGCCGUCCCUCUGCCUCUGGAACCCUGCUGCAGCACCACAGCCAGCGAGUCUCAGACGAGCGUAUCUGCUGCAUCGUGCAGUGAGACGGCGUCUACGUUCCAGUCUGCAGGUCAGAGGUCAUCACCUGAGAUAUUGCUAGGGCUUGUUUACAACGCCACCACGGGCCGCCUCUCUGUCGAGGUCAUCAAGGGGUGUCACUUCAAAAACGUGGCCACCAACAAACCUCCAAAUGGACUGUUCUGUUGUCUAAAGCACUUGAUAGGUGGGCAGGUUUAUAUUAUCCGAGACACAUACGUGAAGCUGACCCUGCUGAACUCCAUGGGUCAGGAGAUGUCGAAGUGCAAGACGUCGCUGUGCCGCGGCCAGCCUAACCCCACCUACAGGGAGACCUUCGUGUUCCAGGUGGCGCUGUUCCAGUUGUCGGACGUCACACUCAUCCUCUCCGUCUACAACAAACGCAGCAUCAAGCGCAAGGAGAUGAUCGGCUGGAUCUCGCUGGGCCUCAACAGCUCCGGCGAGGACGAGCUCACGCACUGGACUCAGAUGAAGGAGUCGAAAGGACAGCAGGUGUGUCGAUGGCACAGUCUGCUCGAGUCUUAGGGAACAUUAUGACCACCACCAAAAAAAGGGACAAAAUCAAGAACUGGAGAAAAAGCGCAAGGCAUUAUGGGAAAUAGAUGCUGAAUGCAAAGGCACUGAUGAAGGAAGUGAAGAAAAGGAAAAACUCAAAGCAGGGCAUUAUAUAUCUCACCCUCCAAUAAAGAGCAGGCGUGACUCCGACCCCGCCUCUUUACAUCACUGGAAUGUGAGGAUGAGGAAGGUGGAAGACAAGAAAAAGAGUUGAAAGAAAUUCUGGAGACAGGUUGAUGAUUAGGGGAAAUAUGGAGACUUCAGUUCACCAGAGCAGUGCAUUGUGGGAAAUAUCCAUCACACAGCCAGUGGAAUGUGAUGAUCAGGAACGGAGCAACAAAAGAGAAAAAUCCAUCAAGCAGAAAAAAUGUUAAGUCUUCGACCCAUGAUGAGAGAGAGGAUAAAGGAAAUCAGCUGAGCAGUGCAUCAUGGGUAACGGUCAAGGGUCUGAAGCCAUUCUGUUGCCUUUGGUUAGUUUUUAGGAAUUCAGUUGGAAUCGAGCAAAACCACUUUUAACCCGCAGUGCAUUAUGGGAAUGAUGGGGGGGGAAUGUUAACCUUUAAUAGAGAUGAUGGAUUUCUGUUUUAUUUAUUUAUUUAUUCAUUAUUUCCUGAUUAUUAUUGGUGUCAUUGGUUUUGACGGAACAGAGACAGUGGAUCAGUGACGGCGUGUAUAAGCCAGAGGUCCAAACACAGAUGUUUAAAAGAAACAACCAUCAAUGUUCUAGUUCAGACCUGGCCUCCCCUUGGCCACGCCCACAACAUCCAGUGUGGCUAGUCUGAAAUUAUUGCCCUUUUGAUUUUUUGCCCUUGAGCUGAUACGGUUUUAGAUUUUUGUCAGCUUGCGAACCAACUUCUCCCCACUAACUCUCACUAACGAGGGUUUCUAUAUCGGUUAGGUAUUGUUUAUAACUGUGGCCAAUUAAACGUCUUCCCCUUCAUCAAGCCUUCAUCCGAUUGGUUUAAACAUAAGUAGAAACACUCGUGUAAAAUUUAGCUUCGCUGAACUUUUAAGCAGCUGCAACAAAGCCGAUUUCAUCAGCGUAGCAUACAGUUCUCCAGCGUCAUCACAUAUGAUUAGCAUUGCUCUCGCAGUAAGUUAGCAUUAACCCUGUUUGUCACAUGUACAGCAAAACUUUCUGAAAGAAUCCUUCAGGGCAUGUUGUGGCUUGUUAGCUAGUGCUUCCCAGGUACUAACCACACAAACAUUCUUUUAUUCUCUAACAUCAGAUUUUUCUUAUAAAUUAUUUCUCAACCUCUAAAUAUGAUCGAGGUGACGUUCGUUAGAGCGCUGGAGCUAAAAAGUAAAAGCCUCAAUUAACAGGCUCUUCCUGUCAGCCAUCUUGUCUAGAAAUCUGUCAAAAUGCAGGCCUGUGAUUGGUCACUAGAGGGCGCUGUGAGACUCUUCUUCCCAGAUCCAAAAAGGUUGACGUGAUUAGCAUGUUAGCACAUCGCUGUUUGUUCGUCACACCAUUUCCUGUUUUUUGUUUGUUUUUUUUCCUCGAGCGAUGCUGGUUUAACUUCAUGAUUGUUACCUACUGUAAAUGCUUUAAAGAAUUUUUCGUAUCUAUUUUUGUACUGAUGUUUAAUACGUGCUAUGAAGCUCUGUGAGCGAACUUGAGUUGUAGACGUUGAGGUCUACAUGUGCAGAUUUUGCAGCUUUCAGUCAUUUCGCUUUUUUUUCUGUCUCGUCGUAGUUAGAUGAAUGAAUUAGUGAAAGAUUUAUUUUCCCAAUUUACAUGUGUCUCUGUUUAAUGACUGGUGUUAAAGAGGGAAAAGAAAACAGUGUAAGGUGGAGUGUGUGUGUGUACAAAUAUUCUGCUGUCUCUGUCCGUUUUGUACUGUGAGCUUCGCUGACAUCAGCAUCUCCAGGAAAGAUUAAUGACGUUUGUGUGUUUUAUUAAAAAAAAAGAAGAUAUAUUGCUGCAGAUCUCUGAUGAAACAAGCACAUUUUUCUGCAAAUGCCACAGAAACACACCUUGUGAAAGAGUCUCACACACAAUGCAUCUGACUCCUAAAAUUAUGACUGGAUGACCAUCAUGAAUUUUUAUUUAUUUAUUUUUUUAAGAUUUGUCUUUUGUCCUGCACAUGUUUCACUAGCAUUCUGUAGCUAAUCUGAAAGGAUUUGUGGCUAAACUUAGCACAACACAAGCGGUUUUCUGGCAGGAAAUGUUUAUACCCGUCAUCGUUACUGUUAGCCAUCUAGCUAGCGUCAGUGUUCCUCACAGGAUUUCUUAAGACAGAGUGUUUAAUUCAACUUUAUCUCCAUCUCCAUAAUCACUCAACCUUCACAAAACACCAAAGCACACGAGCUAGCCUUAACUAAUCUAACAGGAAGUAACAUUCUUUAUAAUUGUUAGCUGAAAUGGUCCUGACUGCUUCCUGUCCUGAGCGAGGAGUAAAAACUGUUUAUUUUAAAGGCAGAAUUUGAGCAGGAGAACCAGGCUGAGCUCAAACCACAAGAACCAGCUAACAGGAGCAGCUCAGGCUAACGUGACAGGACCUUUCAUUCACAUUCUGCUUCUUUUUUUACUUCGUUAGUCAGAGAGCUAGGCAGCUAGCUAACACAAGCUAACCUGACGGGAUUUUAUUUCAAAUUCAUUAAUAUUUUUUAUAAUUCUCAAUGCUAAUGCUAACUGGGUGGCUAACAAAAGGUCAUUGGAUGGAAAUGGCAUUGAGUUCAAGUAUUUUUAAAGGAGAAGUUCACUUUCAGAUCAGAAAUCUACAGAUAAUUUCCCCACACCCUUAUCAUCCAAGAUGUUCAUGUCCUUCUUCAGUCGUAAAGAAUGAUGUUUUUUGAGGAAAACAUUUCAGGAUUUUUCUCCAUAUAGUGGACUUCAAUGGUGCCCGCAAGUUUGACCUUCCAGAAUGCAGUUCCUAGAUCCUAACCCAGGAAGAAGGCUCUUAUCUAGACAAACCAUCGGUCAUUUUCUUAGAAAAAUAAAAAUUGUAGCCUUUUUUAACCACAAAAGCUCGUCUAGCACUAUCUCAUGGAUGCGCCUCUGCGACGCUACGUAAUCACGUGGAAAGGUCACGCGUGACGUAGGUGGAAUUACAAACCCAGUGUUUACAAAGAGAACAUGUAAAGACCAAGCAAGUGCAAAUAAAUCAAACACUCUUUACUAAUGAAAAUGUCUGGGUGUGUUGAUGUCCAGGUGCAGAGCGAACGGCUUCAAUCGCUCAGGAGUUUUUAAAGGAAGUUUGUGAGCAUUUACGUUAUUUCUAAGCGGACGUAAUCUUUUAGGUUUAGGUUAAAACGAUUUCCACAUCCAGGGUGUACACACACACACACACACACACACACACAUGAACUGACGAACUUAAACAAAAAACUGACACAAAGACGUAUAACUGUGUGUCAUUCCACACAACAACUUCGGAGCAGUCCUUCUUCACAUUAGUAAACACUGGGUCUGUAGCUUCGCCUACGUCCACGUGAUUACGUAGCAUCGCGGACGCGCAUCCCAGAGCUAGUGCUAGACGAGCUUUUGUGGUUAAAAAGUCUACAAUUGUUUUAUUUUUCUAAGA
This is a messenger RNA of Hemibagrus wyckioides, 9049 nucleotides long. RefSeq names its product synaptotagmin XIVa (gene syt14a). NCBI's taxonomy places the organism in Eukaryota, Metazoa, Chordata, Actinopteri, Siluriformes, Bagridae. The coding region runs from base 3966 to 5492 and encodes 508 amino acids. The record is from RefSeq and is a predicted model, not a curated record. The transcript is spliced from 9 exons.